GCAAAGCACGCCGGGACUUGUAGUUCCGGAAGCCGAGUCGGGGCGCGCGGCGGCAUGUGGCCCCGAGUGCUGCUGGGGGAGGCCCGGGUGGCUGCGGGCGGAUAUGGCGCUGUCUUGUCUCGCUUUGCCGUGCGUUUCUCCCCGCCAUGUACUGCUGGGAGCGGCUCACCCCUGCAGAGGAAUCUGCAUGGCACUGCUACGCGAGCUUUCCCGCUCAUCCCUAUAGUUGUGGAACAGACGGGGCGAGGCGAGCGCGCUUAUGACAUAUACUCGAGGCUCCUGCGGGAACGCAUCGUGUGCGUCAUGGGCCCGAUUGAUGACAGUGUCGCCAGCCUGGUCAUCGCCCAGCUGCUGUUCUUACAGUCUGAAAGCAACAAGAAACCCAUUCACAUGUACAUCAACAGCCCAGGUGGCGUGGUGACUGCGGGCCUGGCCAUCUACGACACGAUGCAGUACAUUCUGAACCCCAUCUGCACGUGGUGUGUUGGACAGGCUGCCAGCAUGGGCUCCCUGCUGCUUGCAGCUGGCAGCCCGGGCAUGCGCCACUCGCUGCCCAAUUCCAGAAUCAUGAUCCACCAGCCCUCCGGAGGGGCCAGGGGCCAAGCCACAGACAUCGCUAUCCAGGCGGAGGAGAUCAUGAAGCUGAAAAAGCAGCUAUACAACAUCUACGCCAAACAUACCAAGCAGAGCCUGCAGGUGAUCGAGUCGGCCAUGGAGAGGGACCGUUACAUGAGCCCCAUGGAGGCCCAAGAGUUCGGCAUCUUGGACAAGGUCCUGGUCCACCCACCUCAGGACGGGGAGGAUGAGCCAGAACUGGUACAGAAGGAGACUCCCACAGCACCGGCCGAUCCUCCUGCCCCGGCGAGUACCUAGGGCCUGACCUCAUCUCCAGGAGUGUGGAGACCCAGGACUGCCGAGCCCAGAGGUACCCCUGGAGAAGAUGUGGAUUGAGGCUGCCCUCCUGCCUGAGACACUGUGACUUUAAAUUAAACCUUUAUGGUCGCUGUCCCA
Molecule: messenger RNA, 1011 nt
Organism: Peromyscus leucopus (white-footed mouse)
Lineage: Eukaryota; Metazoa; Chordata; Mammalia; Rodentia; Cricetidae
Gene: Clpp
Product: caseinolytic mitochondrial matrix peptidase proteolytic subunit
Exons: 6
Coding region: 55-873 (272 amino acids)
Biological process (GO): protein quality control for misfolded or incompletely synthesized proteins
Cellular component (GO): endopeptidase Clp complex
Molecular function (GO): serine-type endopeptidase activity; ATPase binding; ATP-dependent peptidase activity
Source: RefSeq, a predicted model, not a curated record